AUGAUCUGUUACGACCCGGAGAAGGAUAUACCCGACUUGUCGGGCAAGGUCAUAUUCAUUACUGGAGGCACCGGGGGAGUCGGCAAGGAACUGGUUCUCUUCCUAGCUGCACAUAACCCUGCCCACAUCUACUUCACCGGCCGCAAUAGGGAGGCCGCUGCCGCCGUCACUGCCGCGGCUAAGGCCAAGGGGCCCGACACCGAGUUCACCUUCAUCCCGUGCGACCUGUGCGCGCCGCGGGGCCAGAUACGAGAGGCCCUCGUGCAGGGGUUCGCGUCGCCGCGGCUAGACAUCUUCAUCGCGAACGCGGGGGUCAUGGCGACGCCGCCGGGGCUGACGGCGGAGGGGUUCGAGGUGCAGUGGGGGAACAACUUCCUGGGGCACGCGGUGCUAGCGCAGCUGCUGUGGCCGACGCUGCUGCGGACGGCGGCGCGGCCGGGGGCGGACGUGCGGCACGUGCUGGUGUCGUCGCGGGCGCACGGCAUGGCGCCGGCGGGGGGGAUCGAGUUCGCGUCGCUGCGGGCGGCGGAGACGGCGGGCGUGGACGCGUUCGGCCGGUACGGGCAGAGCAAGGUGGCGCAGAUCGCCUACGGCCGCGCGCUGGCGCGCCGCUACCCCGCCGUCGCCACCGUCGCCGUCCACCCGGGCAUCGGCCGCACCGGCCUCAUGAGCCACGCCGAGCCCUCCCUGUCCACCCGCCUCUUCACCGUCGGCAAGUUCCUGCUCAGCAGCGCCGCCGACCUCGCCCGCAACCCCCUGUGGGCCGCCACCGCGCCCCGCGCCCCCGGCGCCGGCCCCCAAAGCGGCGCCUACUACGAGCCCGUCGGCCGCAGGUCCGGCGCCUCCAAGGACGCCCUCGACGACGAGCUCGCCGAGCGCCUCUGGGCCUGGACCGAGAACGAGCUCCGCGACCUCGAGCCGCUGUGA
This is a messenger RNA of Durotheca rogersii, 927 nucleotides long. RefSeq names its product NAD(P)-binding protein. The transcript has 2 exons. Lineage: Eukaryota; Fungi; Ascomycota; Sordariomycetes; Xylariales; Xylariaceae. The record is from RefSeq and is a predicted model, not a curated record. Bases 1 to 927 code for a protein of 308 amino acids.